This is a messenger RNA of Rodentolepis nana, 1458 nucleotides long. NCBI's taxonomy places the organism in Eukaryota, Metazoa, Platyhelminthes, Cestoda, Cyclophyllidea, Hymenolepididae. The record is from the annotation of a GenBank genome assembly.
AUGGAGGAGCUAGACGGUAUUUUCUUCGAUCAUGUUUCUUCCCAUUCCACAAUUUCCAGAAAUCCCUUUGUUCAUUCAAUUAAAAUAUCACUUAUUCGCCGUUUUCAACUCUAUCUUUUCGCUAUUCUAGUAUUUCCUUUUCGUCUUUUUUUCAUGCUUAUAUUUCUUUUUCUCACCCUUCUCGUUGGUGAAUUUGCAACUCGGGGGGUUGACUAUUCUAAACCGUUCUGUCAUUUGCGACAGCGCCUUCUGCUACCCAUUUUCAUAUUUUUUGGUCGCGCACUCUUCUUCUCUGGGGGUUUCAUUUGGAUUAACCAGAUUGGUCGUCGUGCAUGUUGCUCUGAGGCACCCAUCCUCGUACUAGCUCCUCAUUCCUCUUUUUAUGAUUCACUCGUCUUUCUUGCCCUUGGAAUGCCUUCUGUUGUGGGAAAAGUUGAGACUGCUGCUUCGCCACUUGGAUCGUUUAUCAAGAUGACUCAACCCAUUCUGGUAAAUAGGGAAGAUCCAUCUUCUAGACAAAAUACUCUGGCAGAAAUUAAAAGGCGAACACAGGCCAUUGGGGAAUGGCCCCAAAUCUUGAUCUUCCCUGAAGGCACCUGUACAAAUCGGUCGUGCCUGAUAAACUAUAAGCAAGGCGCAUUCACAGUUGGAUGUCCUGUUCAGCCGGUAAUUUUACGUUGGGGUUAUGGCAUAUUUCUCCCGGUAUAUAUCCCCAGUGAAGCGGAAAAAGAUGAUCCCCAACUCUACGCAAAAAAUGUUCGAGCCGUAAUGGCAAAGGCAGCGAAUCUUCCAACCACAGAGCUUAGUUUCGAUGACUGUCAUCGCAUACGAAAAGCCAUUCAAUUCAAUAUUCCAAUGGCUUUUCAUAUCAACGAAUAUGGAAGACUCACAAAGUACCUUUUCAGGGAACAACGUUCCGAGGGCCACUUCUCUUCCAGCAAUAUAUCUCACGUAUCCGAUAGAAUUCUCGCUAUGGCAACUGCUGCUCGUGAAUGGUAUAGCGCAACAAAUUGCGAACCACUAAAACCCUCAAAACUGGCUCAAAUAUUUCUUUAUCCGGGUGAUGAAAUCUCCAGGGAUGUACUGCUGACAAAGGUAGCUGUACUGAAGAAAGUUGUGGAUACACUACCCAAGUUACCAAAUGAUCAACCGGAUAUCAGGAUCUUGGUGACUCAGCUGAGUUUCCUCAUGUUCUCUUCCUCACCCUCUGUUGCUAUGCAACUGGCAUUCCAGGCUUUUGAAGAGGUACCGAUAGGCGAAGGUAGUGCUGCUAACUUGGGUGAUUGUGCUACUGAGAUGUUUACCUCCCGAGUGAUAUCAUCGGCUGAUGCUGUUCGUAUUCUCACGGCUGCGUAUCAUCUUUCAACUGAAGAUGCCACUUCUUUGCUUCCGAACAAUGCAAAGAAGGGCAUCGGUUAUUCAGAAACAAUUACACCUAUAUGUUCUCAUGUGAAGUAG